This is a messenger RNA of Solea solea (common sole), 4998 nucleotides long. Its product is annotated as filaggrin-2-like. The transcript is spliced from 29 exons. The record is from RefSeq and is a predicted model, not a curated record. NCBI's taxonomy places the organism in Eukaryota, Metazoa, Chordata, Actinopteri, Pleuronectiformes, Soleidae. The coding region runs from base 878 to 4687 and encodes 1269 amino acids.
UCUAUCUGCCCUUGAGCAUCCCGGGUAAACCCGAGCUUGUAAAGUAGGGACAGUAGGAGGAGAGAGGGGACGGAGGGCGGGCACAAGCUUUUCCUCAAAGUCAAUAUUUUAUACUUUUGAUACUCCUGGAUUUCGGUCCUCGUUUCCCUGCCGUUUCCAGAUCUAGGACACCGAUCAACGAUCUGCGCAGCCAUUCACGGCGUGAUUUUAUUUCUUUAAAAAAAAAAAGGGGGAAAAAAAAGUAUCCAACAGAAGAGAAGGCAAAAAACAAACAGGCAGAUCACGGGAGUACAGUGAGGACGGACGGAGAGGAUUUUUGUGGCCGAAGAGAGGACGACGGUGUUUUCACGGAUGCAUGUUUGAAGACAAUCACAGGAGCUCAGUCCAAUGGAUGCACCUGAGGACACGGCGACUUCUCCGUCACCCUGCCCGACCUGCUCCACUGUUUGUCCGCAGGACGCCGCUCUCUGAGACAUGGAUGCACGCUGACGCUCCCACACCCAACUCCCUGCAACACUAUGGUGAAAGUAUAUGCCAGCAAGAACAAUCUCUGUAACAUUAUCCGCCUCUCCAUCCACCGCCCAUCUUCCUCGGGAAGUCAGUCUUCCAAUCAGCAAAGUAUCUGGGCUCUGCAUGAGCCGUCAAUAUUUAUGAAGAGACACUGAGCCAAAGUUGCCGAUACUGUGUUUUUCCUGCUAUUUAGGGAAUUUAUCAACCUGGAGGCGAGUCGUGCCCAUUCAAAGUAUAGCAGUAUGGUGGUAUAGGGAUGCCCACCAUUUCCUCAUGAUCACCACUCCAUGCGCGUCACCUCUCCUCUGAGCUCCGUGGCCCCCUCACCCUGCGCCGGACCUCGCUCCAAACACUCCCCCAGCCUGCCAUGCUCCUCCAGGCCGUGUUACUGUUGCUCCUGCACUGUGUGGCCUCCACUCUAGGCCAGUACGAACUGUGCAAAUCCCUGGUGAGCACGGAUGAGGGCUCAGUGUGGGAGCAUUACGCGUGCCAGCCCAAACCCGCGUCCAUGAAAGACUACAUGCGGAUCAAGGUAGAUCCAUCCGGAAUCACGUGUGGAAACCCCCCGGAGAGGUUUUGCACUCUGGAGAAUCCAUACCUGUGCAGUGAUGAGUGCGAUGCCUCUAACCCAGACUUGGCUCAUCCUCCUCAGCUGAUGCAGGAUCGUGAACGCAACGGCCUAAUCACUUACUGGCAGACGGUCACAUGGAGACGCCACCCAGAGCCCCUGCUGGCUAACAUUACUAUGUCUUGGAACAAGAGUCUGGAGCUCACAGAUGACGCCCUGAUCACCUUUGAGUACGGUCGUCCCACUAUCAUGGUGCUGGAUAAAUCCAUGGACCAUGGGCGCUCCUGGCAGCCCUACCAGUUCUAUGCUGACGACUGUCUGGACGCCUUCAACAUGCCACCCAAGCGUGUGCGUGACCUUUCACCUGCCAACAUCACAAAGGUCAUCUGCACUGAGCAGUACUCGCGUUGGGUCGGUUCCAAGAAUGACAAGAAUGUUAAGUUUGAGGUGCGGGCACGCUUUGCUGUGUUUGCCGGAGCUCGGCUACAGAACAUGGACAAUCUGUACACUCGCAUGGAAAGUAUGAAGGGAUUGAAGGACUUCUUCACCUUCACCAACCUUAGGUUGAGGCUUCUCAGGCCGGCCCUUGGAGGCACAUAUGUCCAGAGAGACAACCUGCUCAAGUACUUCUAUGCCAUCUCAAACAUCGAGGUACCAGCCAGGUGUAAGUGCAACCUACAUGCCUCCCAGUGCCUGCUGCAGGAUGGGAACCUCCAGUGUCAGUGUGAACACAACACCACAGGCCAGGACUGCCAGCGCUGCAGGAAGGGCUUCAAAGCCAAAUCCUGGAAGGCUGGUUCCUACCUGCCGACACCUAACGGAACACCCAACACUUGUACAAUUGCUGGUUCCCCCUCCGGUUCUAACUCCAUUGACUUCAGCAGCUCUGAUCACCAUUUUGAUCACAGUGAAGAGGUUCUCCCUCCAGGAGAGGAGCACAGAGAUGCCUUGACACCGGAAGAGUCCGCACCCUCGGACACAAUCCACACACACUCACAUCUGUCCCACCCAGUCCCUAAGGAGCCCGCACAUCACGCAGUUGUUUUUGAUCAUCAUCACCAUCCAGUCACAGCCGACCACCAUCACACAACUUUGGUCAAAACUGGGGAAAAUCAGGCAAAGAAUGGUCAGAGAGGAGUCUCUCACACGUCUGAGGAACAUGAGACACACUUUCACAAAACAACCAUCUCGUCUGAGCACGGAGAGGAGGAAGGAAAUGCUGAGAGCAGAGUCUCCCAUGAUUUUGAGAAGCACGAGCCUCACAAAAUUACACACACGUCUGACCACGGGGAGAGAGGAGAGGAGUUAAAAGAAGAAGAAAGAAAAGUGUCCCAUGAAUCUGAUCACCAUGGACAUGACACUCAUGGAGAGAAACAUUCAACCUCAUUUGAACACAAUGACAGGGGUAGAGAAAGAAAACCUGAGGAAAUAGUUGCCCACAACUCUGAAGAACAUGAACACGAGAGUCAUGGCCACAAAACUACAACUCUACAUGAGCACAGAGACACAAAGUGGGAGCAUACAGAAGCUGACAGGACAGUCUCCCACAACUCUGAGGGACACGUACACGAGACUCAUGGCCACAAAGCAACCACCUCAUCUACGCACGGAGAGAAGCACGACCACAAAGAAAGACAAGCUGAAAGGACAGACCACCACAAGACUGAGGAACAUGUUCACGAGACUCCUGGUCACGAAACGUCAACCUCAUCUGACCACAAGGAGGAAAAAGAAGGCCUCCACACGCACGAGACUCAUGGUCACAGGACAGCAGCCUCGUCUGAGCACGGAGCAACAUGGGGGGAGGAGGGGGCGCAUACAGGGAGGAAAGUUUCCCACCAUUAUGAGGCACAUGUUCCUGAAACUCAUGGCCACAAAACAGCAACCUCAUCAGAGCAUGGAGAGGAGCACCACCACACAGCAAUAAUGACAGACCACCACAAGUCUGAGGGACAUGGGCACCAUGGUCACAAGACAUCAACUUCAUCUGAGCACUGGGAGAAAGGACAGGAGAGGGAGGAAGAGGAGCAUAGAAACAGAAACACUGAAAGAAAAGUCCUCCAUCAGCUUGAGGAACUCAUGCAUGAGACUCAUGGCCACAGAACCACAACCUUGUCAGAGCACGGUGAGAGACAGGAGGAGGAGAAAGAAAGAAACGCCAAAACAACAGGCCACCACGUGUUUGAGGGACAUGAACAAGAGCCACACGGACACAAACAUGUGACACCUGGCCAUAAACAUGACACACAUGACCUCAAACAUGAGAUACAUGGCCACAAAACGACACCAUUUUCCAAGCAUGAGGAGGAGACAGAUGAGGUUGAAAGACACGCUGAAAGGAAAGUCUCCCAGAGGUCUGAGGGGCAUGUACAUGAGACUCAUGGCCACCAAAUCACAGCCUCAUCUGGGCACGGAGGGGAAAAACAUGAGGCGGCACAUGAAGACAGAAGAGAGUCUGGGGGACAUGUGCAUGAGAUUCAUGGCCACAAAGCCGCAAGCUCACCUGAGCACGGACAUGACAGGCAUGAGGAGACGCAUAGAGAAAGCAAAGUUUCCCACAAGCCUGAAGAGCAUGUACAUAUGACACAUGGUCACCAAACAACCUCAUCUGAGCAUGGGGAGGAAAGAGAGGACAGACACGUGACAGUCUUUCAUAAGUUUGAGGAAAACGAACACAAGACUCAUGGUCAUAAAGAAACAUCCUCACAUGGGCACGGGGAGGAGAGACAACCUGAAAGGAAAGACUCCCAUGAGUCUGAGGAACACGGUCACGAGACUCAUGGCCACAGACCAACAACCUCUCAUGGGCACAGGGAGGAAAGAAAGCCUGAGAGGAAAGUGUCCCAUCAUUUUGGCGAACACGUCCAUGAGACACAUGGCCACACACCAGCAACUGCAAAUGAACACGGCCAUGACACUCACAAUCACAGGACUGUGUUUUUCGAGCGUGGAGGGACACAGAAGGAGAGGCAUGAGGAAACACAUGUCCACCACAAGGCUGAUGGACACAAAUAUGAGACCCAUGGCCACAAAACAACAACAACAACAACAACCUCUCAUAAGCACGGAGAGGAGGAGCAUAGAGAAAGAAAACCUGAAAUGACAGUUCACCACAGGUCUGAGGGUCAUGUACACGAGACUCAUGGCCAUAAAAUCACAACGUCUCAUGAGCACAGGGAGGAGAAGCAUGAAGAAAACAAAGUCUCCCAGAAGUCUGAGAGCCACGGUCAUGAGACUCAUGGUCACAAAGCAACAACCUCACAUGGACACGGGGUGGAAAGAAAGCCUGAAAAUAAAGUGUCCCACGAUAUUGGCGAGCAUGUACAUGAAACACAUGGCCAAAAAGCAUCUGAACACGGCCAUCAGGAGCACAGCCACAGAUCAAGGGAGGGGCAUGAAGACAAACAUGUCUCCCACAAUUUUGGGGAACACUUACAUGAAACAAACAGCCAUAAAACCACCUCAUCUGAGAAGGAGGAGGAGGAGGAGCACGCAAAAAGAAAGGCUGAAAAAAGAGGUAUCUCUUAUGUUUGUAGUGGUAAUGGUGAAAUACUACACAAAAAAAAGUAUAGGCAGAAGAUAAAUUAUCCCUGUGGGCUAAACAAGUAGCACCUCAUAAUAAAAAAAAGACUCUAAAUGUAUCUCUUCAACUACAUGACAACCUGUCAGUCAACAUGAGCUAUAAAGCUAAUUCUUUAUUUGGUUCAAACAGCAGUGCCAUAUUUUUAACUGAGAAAUGACAGACACUGAAGGGCAGACAAGGAAAUUAAGCAGGAGACAUGGGAAGAGUAGAAAGGAAAUUUCUACCUUAAAAUAGCGCUCACUGUUAUAUUGUUAAAUACUCACAUGUAGGACUGAAAAAUGUAUUGUUUUGUAUCGAAAUCACAACUUGAAACAACACAAAAGGCAGCAUUUUGUGU